This is a messenger RNA of Microdochium trichocladiopsis, 603 nucleotides long. RefSeq lists its product as uncharacterized. Bases 1 to 603 code for a protein of 200 amino acids. The record is from RefSeq and is a predicted model, not a curated record. The transcript has a single exon. Gene Ontology annotation, cellular component: exon-exon junction complex; cytoplasm. Gene Ontology annotation, molecular function: RNA binding. Gene Ontology annotation, biological process: exon-exon junction complex disassembly. Lineage: Eukaryota; Fungi; Ascomycota; Sordariomycetes; Xylariales; Microdochiaceae.
AUGCCCUCCGAACCCACAAAAUCCGGCAUCGUCACCGACGAGACGAGCGGCGAUCGACACAUUCCCGAGUCCGUACGCGCAGACGGAAGCACUCGCAAGGCGAUCAAGAUCCGCCCGGGCUACAGGCCCCCAGAGGAUGUCGAGCUUUACAAGAACCGGACCGCCGAGGGCUUUCGCAACCGUGGCAAGACGGGUGGUGUCAUUGGCGCCGAAGGGCUCAAGAAGGCACAGCCUGCAGAGACUCCUGCCGCCUCCGCGGCCAGCAAUAAGAAUGCCAAGCGCCGCGAGGCACGCAAGAAGGCCAAAGAGUCGGACCAACCCGAGGCUGCUCCUGCCGCAGAUUCAAAGGCCGUCCAGGCAGAAGAGGUCGACCCCGAAGUCGAGAGGGAGAAGAAGGCUCGGAAUCUGCGCAAAAAGCUCAAGCAGGCGAGAGACCUCAAGGACAAGAAGGAAGGCGGCGAGGCCCUGUUGCCCGAGCAGAUUGCCAAGGUCAUCAAGAUUAACGAGCUCGUGAGAGAACUGGCUGCUUUGGGCUUUGAUGCCGAAGGAGAGCCAACAACAAGCACGGACGGUGAUCUUGCAGAGAAGCCCAAGGACGGCUGA